GAAAGGAGGAGUGGGAGGGGCUGAUCAUGACAGAGAGAAGAGGAGGAGAAAGCUCACAGAAACCAAAGAUGACAGCGUGAAGCGAAAAUGGAUUCAAACAAGCCCAGCCUUCCCUCAAAGGUGCUGCAAGUAAACAGCCGAGAGGGAAAUGAGUCACCGUUGGAAGAAAUGGAGCAGAGGCAAGACAGUGUUCAUGGGGAGAGGCAGAGAGAAACAGAAACCAGAGAGUCGGAUGUUGUCGAUGGCAUGACUACAGCUGCAGAGACAAACAGUCACCACAGGGGGUCAGCAGAAAAACUCAAGUUCAGCACAAUCGGCCAUCAGAGACGGACGAAGCAGAAGGUUGUGACCGACUUUUCAACACUGAGUAAAGGAGGCGCUUCGGGAGCAAAACCCAGAGCGGCACUAAAACAGGUCCUGUUCAGUCAGGGAGUGUCUGACAAGACGUCUGAGGAGCGAGGUCAGCUGGACGCUUUGAGGCAGGAGCUUGACUCGUUUGCUGUGCCAGACAGUCUGAAAUGGAGGUGGAAGGAGGAAAGUCAGGGAACCACACUGGAGAGCAGCUGGACAGUUUUAGUUCAGUCUCAUUCAACAAUGCCCAAGAUGCAGAAACACCAACAGGAGGCGCUGUGGGAGUUUGUCCACACUGAGCUCAGCUAUAUCAACAAGCUGAAGAUCAUCCAAGACUUGGUUAUUGCUGCUCUCAUUAAGCUGCAUGAGCAAGGACUUCUCCAGGAGGUGACCCCCAAACUGCUUUUCUCCAACCUCCCCUCCAUCCUCCAUGCACACCAGCUCUUCUGGCAGGAGGUGGUUUUUCCAAUGUUGCAGGAAGUCCGACAUUCAGGGAAACCCUUUGACCCUAUGAGGCUAGAAGCUGGAUGCCUGCAGUUCCACGAGCGAUUUUCUGUCUACCAUGAUUAUUGUUGGGAAGAGGAAGACAAUCUUGAGUUUGCGCGCAAGCAAAUGGAGCUAAACCCGCAUUUCCACACAUUCAUCCAGUGGGUGGAGGCUCACCCUCAGUGUGAGCGGAUGAGGCUUGGAGACAUGCAAGCCAAACCUCAUCAGAGGAUUACAAAGUACCCCCUGCUGCUAAAGGCCAUCCUCACAAACACCCAGGAGCCCCACGUGGAGCAGACACUCAGAGGGAUGUUAUCCAGUGUCAAUGGAUUUCUAGGGAGUAUCAACGACUACAUGCAGUUCAGGGACGACGAACUCGCCCUCUCUAUCUCAGCUCAGAGAGUGGAGGGGUACGAAGUGGAGGGAAUAAAUGAAGAAAUCGACAAGCACGUCCGAGACAUCUGCCAGUUUAAUCUAACAUGCCCCAUCAAAGGAGUGGGUCCGGAAGUCCUCCGUAAGCUGCUGCUGGAAGAGAACUUGAAGGUUCGGGGCAGGAAGGACAAUAAGCUAGAGCUGGUAGCUCUGCUCUUCUCAGAUGUGCUACUUUUGGCUAAAGUCCAGAAGAAAGGGGAGCGACUGAAGGUGUUUCGACCUCCUGUGGCGCUUGACAGAACACAGUGCAUUCCACUUAAAGAUGGCUAUUCAUUUCUUCUGGUGGAAAUAGGAGAGCUUCAGAGUCCUGUGAAUGUCUUGAUACUUGUACCCAGCACCUCAGAUCGUUGCAGCACAUGGGUCUCGACAAUCCAUGAGGCACAGAAAACACUGAAGGAACUAAGAGAACAAGAAACCACCAGACUCGAGAAUUUACGGAUGCGUGAGCCUGUCACACAACCCAAAGUAGACGACAUGGAGAUGGAAGAGCAACCUCUCAUGCAAGGAAAGGCCUUUCAUGAUGAAUUAAGUGAAGUAUUAUCAACCUCUCGUGGAAUAAAUGGUCCUGAGGUGGAAAACAAUGGAUUGCCUUUUGGGAACUCUCACAACCGCAGCAGUGACCAUAAAUUAUUGAAAAGGAGCACUAACGGUCACCUGCCAGAAUACAAAGGACCUGAAUGGUCAGAAACGAGAUCUCAAGAAGGAGAUGAAAAUGGGAACCAGUGGCAAGAGGAGGAAAAAAGUGUGAUGUUGAACCACAGGGUGCAAUCUUUUCCUGAGGAUCAGGAUAAUUUCAUUCAUCACAAGGCCACAGAUCCAGUGAGACAUAACAGAACAAAACCCAAUUAUUUUUUAUUAGAAGGACUACCAGAUGUAGAUUAUCCUACAGAUGAAGAGAGCACUUUACAACUUCAUAACCAGUCGCAAAUGACCAAGGAGGGCUUUUUAAAACCACUGGCAGAAAGAGAACUGUUAAUAAGGAGAGAUUCAGAUUUGCAGCAGGACAUCAGAAGAGGCUCCUGGUCCAGUCAGUCUUUAGACACGGAGUCACCAGUUUUUACCUUCUCCAAAGACCUAAAGUCACCCAAGCUACGGAGGAGGAGACCAGUCAGCACAAAUGUGGGUUCUGCUACUCCAAAGUCUGAGCAGUCAUUUCAGAACUCAAGAAAGAUUCCAUCAGUUUCCAACAGCUCCUCUAAUUCAGACUCAGACUGCAACCUACCCUUCAAGAGGAACUCUCUUCCUGCUGCCUUUGGCUCAGAUUCACACAGAUCGCUCAAACUUGGCUCUGUAAGGCAGAGACGGGACAUCUUUCAGAACAUGCAUCAUGCUGCCUCAGUCAAUUCCCAAAUCCUCCCUGAGUCAGAUCUGCAAGAAAUGAGCUUCCAGAACAAAAAGCCCAAAUUAAAAGCUCUUAGGAGUUCCUCAAUUCCCAACAUCAUUAUUGAAGGCAGCAACGGGAAACAUGUGCAGUCCAGUUACUUGCAAGCAUCACCUCAGGCUGUGGACACGUCCGGCUCAGGACACGAUGGUGAGAUAGAAGACAAGCCCUCCAACUCCCCACUGGAGGGGUUUUUGGAAAAAGCCAAAGAGAGGGAGAGGGUAAAAGGGGGAGUAAAGAGGGACAAAAAAUUAAAAAUCACUAACGUGAGGUCAAAGCAUCUUCCUCCCCCAACGUCGUUUCCCCCCACACCUUCACCCACGGGUGGGGACGGGGGCACAGAGUGGGAGGAUGUGGCACUGAUAAGGCACAGGGGCCUCUCAGUGAGUAAAGGAUGGAAGGAGCAGCUGGUGGACGGGGAUGAGUAUGAUAAGAUGAGCAGUCCCGUUUUUGUAGACGGCGUCAAUGUGGACUGGCCAGGCUGGUGUGUUGAUGAUGAUGAAGUUAUGGACCGUUUGACUCCCGGAGACGAAGGACUCAUGGAGGGAAUCAGCAGAUCUUUGGCUGACUUUGGUUUCAACUACUUUUCAGAGCAAGAGGACGGGGAGUGUAGCCAGGUGUAG
Molecule: messenger RNA, 3273 nt
Organism: Menidia menidia (Atlantic silverside)
Lineage: Eukaryota; Metazoa; Chordata; Actinopteri; Atheriniformes; Atherinopsidae
Source: the annotation of a GenBank genome assembly